Messenger RNA from Cryptomeria japonica (Japanese cedar), 966 nucleotides. RefSeq names its product expansin-A15-like. Bases 1 to 966 code for a protein of 321 amino acids. The transcript has 3 exons. Lineage: Eukaryota; Viridiplantae; Streptophyta; Pinopsida; Cupressales; Cupressaceae. Gene Ontology annotation, cellular component: extracellular region. Gene Ontology annotation, biological process: plant-type cell wall organization. The record is from RefSeq and is a predicted model, not a curated record.
AUGAAACUUAUCGCAUUACCUUCUUGUGUCCAUCUAAUCAGUCUUCUUCACACAUCAAUCAAUUAUUUACUUGUGGGCGGACUUCAUACUAGACGAGAAAGAAGAAUGGCAUCUGUAUUGGCACGUUCGGUCGCUUUGGCAGUACUGGCAUUAACAUUUUGGUGUAUGCUUUUCCCAGUUUGCGCACGCCAUGGCCAUGGUCAUUUCCACGCGAAGCAGCAGUGGCAAGAUGCCCACGCCACUUUCUAUGGAGGCUACGAUGAGUCUGGAACUAUGGGAGGUGCGUGUGGGUACGGCAACCUGCCCGCGCAAGGGUACGGCAUAUACACGGCUGCUCUGAGCACCGCACUGUUCAAUGAUGGGCUGAGCUGCGGAGGAUGUUACGAAUUGCAAUGCAAGGGGGAGGAGGAUCCGCAGUGGUGUCUGCCAGGGAAGACAGUCAUCGUCACCGCCACCAACUUCUGCCCGCCCAACUUUGCCCAGGCCAACGAUACGGGCGGGUGGUGCAAUCCUCCUCACUUUGCCCAGGCCAACGGUGCGGGCGGGUGGUGCAAUCCUCCUCUCUCACACUUCGAUUUGGCGGUGCCUGCGUUCGAGCAGAUUGCGUUAUACAAGGGCGGCGUUGUACCCGUCCGCUACAGGCGGGUGGAAUGCGUGAAGAAGGGAGGAAUGAGGUUUACCAUAUUGGGGUCGCAGUAUUACCAGAUGGUGCUGGUCACCAAUGUUGGAGGAGCCGGAGACGUGGUGGCCGUUAACGUGAAGGCCAAGCACCCGCAAAUCCCUGGUAAUUCCGGCUGGCAAAGUCUGAAGCGGAAUUGGGGCCAAAAUUGGCAGAGCCAUUUGAACAUGAUGGGGCAGACGUUGUCUUUCAGAGUGACCACCAGCGAUGGGAGGAGCGUCAUUUCCCGCGGGGUGGUUCCCAACUCGUGGCAGUUCGGCCAGACUUUCGAGGGACGACAAUUCUAA